AUGGGCCCCUGUACCGCCUCCUCAUGCUGCUGCCAGGCCCGUAAUCUGCCAUGGGCCCCCGUACCGACUCCUCAUGCUGCUGCCAGGCCCGUAAUCUGUCAUGGGCCCCUGUACCGCCUCCUCAUGCUGCUGCCAGGUCCAGAGUGUGUCAUGGGUCCCUGUACGGCCUCCCAUUGCUGCUGUCUCCAUCGCCACACUCUGCCAUGUGCCACUUUCAGGUCUCCUCACACUGCUGGUGGGUUCCAUUUUUGUCAUAGGGUGCUGUAUGGCCUCCCAUUGCUGCUGCCUCCACCGCCACACUGUGGCUCCACACUCUGGUUUUGGCCCCGUGACUGCCCAAAUGAGUGAAGUGUGCGGUGAUUCUAAGAUCGACGGCACUCAUCUGCAAGUCAUACUGACUGACAGUAUUAUUUCUCUUCCCCAGCAGACUCCAAGGGCAUUUAAAUUAAAGGUACAGUGUUCUGCACUAAUAUAA
Staurois parvus is the source of this 475-nucleotide messenger RNA. NCBI's taxonomy places the organism in Eukaryota, Metazoa, Chordata, Amphibia, Anura, Ranidae. The record is from the annotation of a GenBank genome assembly.